Actinia tenebrosa (Australian red waratah sea anemone) is the source of this 2305-nucleotide messenger RNA. RefSeq lists its product as uncharacterized. Lineage: Eukaryota; Metazoa; Cnidaria; Anthozoa; Actiniaria; Actiniidae. Gene Ontology annotation, biological process: cell differentiation; positive regulation of transcription by RNA polymerase II. Gene Ontology annotation, molecular function: RNA polymerase II cis-regulatory region sequence-specific DNA binding; DNA-binding transcription activator activity, RNA polymerase II-specific. The record is from RefSeq and is a predicted model, not a curated record. Gene Ontology annotation, cellular component: nucleus.
UUUAUAACUAAAUAUAUGUCAUGUUAAAAUUUUUAAACAUUAAAUUUUCAUUUUUUGGGACGCAGAAAGUCUUUUUUCAAGUUCYUUGUUUGUUUUGUUUCGUUUGUUUUGUUUUUAUUUUCAUUUGCAGAAGGUAUUCUUCGUUCCUAUGGAAGCGCCUGUAAUACACACACAAAAACAUGCGAUAUUCAACUUUUCUCUUAGGACCGGAAAAGUUCAAUACUUUGAGCAACUUUUUCUUUCGUUAGUAGACUCGGGAAAUGUUUUUUUCUUUGUUAGUACAAAAAAAGAUAAUACAAUACAAUACAAUACAAUUUUAUUUGCUCAUACAAGAAAAUUUACAUGAAAUGAUGAAAAUGAUGAAAUGAUAAUGAUUAAAGUCCGCCUGGUCUUUCUAAUUUUCAUUUUACAAAUCAAUUAAUCCAUAAAUUAUAACAUAAAAGAAUUCGGACGCGCUCAUAUUUUAAGUUUUGUCAAUUCUGUACUAAAAAAUAAAGAUAAGAAUGUGAUUGUUUUUUUUUAAAAAAAAACGUGUUGACCAGUACAGAUACAGACAGUGACUUUUAGUUCAGACAACAGCACCAUGCAAACACAAACCAAGGUGAGAACAAUCAUUUAUUAGUAUUAAGCCAGCAAAUUAGCUGACGAAUGUUUUGACAAUGGUUGCCAUGCCCGUGUUGACGAACGUUUUUAACCUCGCAUUCAGCAUCUGAGGUGAUUCUUACARACGCGAUUCAUUAUCCAACAGGCCAAUAUUUGUCUUUGUCUAACUGCUUUUAGUCUAAAAUACCUUGAACAUCGCAUUAUGCUCUUUUUUGUGUGUGCUUUUUAAGUGAGUGGUAAAUGUAAUGCUGUUUCCUGGUUCGUAACCAGCUUUAGUUAUUUGACUACAAAACUGUUAAAGUACUCAUCUGCGUCGGUUCUGUCUUCUUCAUUGCCUUCAAAAUAGUUUUUAGUUCAUAAACACAGAAAAGCUCCAUUUGACAUCCUUUUUUUGUGAGAAAUAUAUAUUUCUUUUUGAUUGGGAAAAAACAUGUGAAGAUGUACCUUUGUAUAGURAUGUUUUUGUUCAAUUGACCAAGUCUCAAGAGAAAGAACUCGGGCUAAUUACUAGCUUACACACGCUUGACGAGAUUUUUACUUCUAAAGGUUGUGAAUAAAAGAGUGCAUGGAUUAAACCUUUGUGUAGAUAAAUCCCUAUCUUGAACAAAGAAAAAGUCGUCCUUAAAAAGGAUGAGCAAAGUUUYUUAUUUAAGGCACUCACUUGUCUCAUUCACACAGUCAACUCUGCAGAGAUUAUUUAGAGUAGUGUUGCCUCGAUGGAGCACAAACAAGUUCAUAUCAAGCGUCCUCUUAACUCCUUCAUGGUAUGGGCCAAAGAAAGACGUAGGUCCAUGAAUAAGUCCAAUCCAAGAAUGCGUAAUGCAGAUAUCAGCAAGAUCCUGGGAGAGGAAUGGCGGAAGAUGUCAUCCAGUGAUAAACAACCGUACGUCCAACAAGCUUUGUACUUGAGACGACAACACAAGAUUGAGUAUCCACACUAUCGAUACAGACCUCGAAGAAAACAUCCUGAUCCAAGAGAAGAAAGACCACUCUUUGAGAGAGCCAUAACCAAURCAAAACUGUUCUCGACAUCUUUUCCAUCCUUGUCUACCAACAAGUCGAUUCUUGGCAUCCGCGCGCCAUACAGCCACAGCUCUAUUUUUCCCUCUCAAAGUUCAACUCCAUCACUGGACAUUACUUCAGGACUUGCUCCUUCACCCAAGUUCAUGUCUCCUUUCUAUCCAUCCCAUUUUCUGUCUCCUACCACAGCAGCCCUGAAGGACUACGCCUUUCCUUCACAUUGCCUGAGUGAUUCUUCUAAAGGAGCCUUCGCAGAUUUGCCUUCAAGUCUAUCGACUUCAUUCACCAACCAGUCCAUAACAGCGCCUACCGGAAUGUUUUCUCCUGUCACUUCCAACCUGCCGUACCUCAUGCUACAGAAUAAAGGCGCUCAAUAUUCAUGCUGAAUGCGCGGGAAGAUUCCUCAUUAGAUUCACCGUCACCGUCCACUUUUAUGUACAAAAACAAAAACUUAGUUGAAACUUAACAUUUCUCGCAAUAGUAAAAGAAAAACACGCAAGUUUUAGAUUUAGUUUUAUUUGUAACAAACACUUCUGUGUAAAAGGGACAGUUUUAAUCUACGAAUUAAAGAGACUGAGAUGAAAUCCUUAUUUCUGGUACCAGCUAUUCAUUUUGAAUAGUGUUAGUAAUGGUUGACUACCUUCGAGAUAACUAAACCAGAUUACGACCAAAGUAAAUUAUC